Messenger RNA from Pelobates fuscus (common spadefoot toad), 2460 nucleotides. RefSeq names its product abhydrolase domain containing 17C, depalmitoylase (gene ABHD17C). Gene Ontology annotation, cellular component: endosome membrane; plasma membrane. Gene Ontology annotation, biological process: protein depalmitoylation; regulation of postsynapse organization. The transcript has 3 exons. Gene Ontology annotation, molecular function: palmitoyl-(protein) hydrolase activity. NCBI's taxonomy places the organism in Eukaryota, Metazoa, Chordata, Amphibia, Anura, Pelobatidae. The record is from RefSeq and is a predicted model, not a curated record. The coding region runs from base 153 to 1091 and encodes 312 amino acids.
CCAGGCAGGCCGGGCGGGCGGUGUAGUCUCUCCGGUGAGACGCUAAGUGCUGGUUACUAGGAUCCUCCUGCGGCCUGCUCUCCCCGCCAAUCACGGGCCGCAGCAGCCCCGAGCCCCGGUAACGGGCGCUCCCCUCCCCCCCAGCCCCAGUGAUGCCCGAGCAGGGCCCCAGGAUGAACGGCUUCUCACUGGGGGAGCUGUGCUGGCUGUUCUGCUGCCCGCCGUGCCCGAGCCGGAUCGCCGCCAAGCUGGCCUUCCUGCCCCCGGAGCCCACCUACACGGUGAGGGAGUCCGAGUCCGGCCCGGGAGCCCCGCGGGAGGACGAGCCGGUGGCGGCGGCGGGCGAGGCCGGGGUGCCGUGCAGCCUGCACCUGUCCGAGCGGGCGGACUGGCAGUACUCCCAGCGGGAGCUGGACGCGGUGGAGGUGUUCCGCUGGCGGACCGAGCUGGGCAGCUGCCUGGGCUGCAUGUUCGUGCGUUGCGCCCCCGGCAGCCGGUACACCCUGCUUUUCUCGCACGGGAACGCCGUGGACCUGGGCCAGAUGUGCAGCUUCUACAUCGGCCUGGGCUCCCGCAUCAACUGCAACGUCUUCUCCUACGACUACUCCGGGUACGGGGUGAGCAGCGGCAAGCCCAGCGAGAAGAACCUGUAUGCCGACAUCGAGGCGGCCUGGCAUGCCCUCAGGACCCGUUAUGGGGUAAAUCCCGAGAAUGUCAUCCUGUAUGGUCAGAGUAUUGGCACAGUACCUACAGUAGACCUGGCUUCUCGAUAUGAAUGUGCAGCUGUUAUACUUCACUCCCCUCUUAUGUCUGGUCUACGGGUUGCUUUUCCAGACACAAGGAAGACCUAUUGCUUUGAUGCAUUUCCUAGCAUUGACAAAAUCUCCAAGGUUACAUCUCCUGUGCUGAUUAUUCACGGAACAGAAGACGAAGUUAUUGAUUUUUCACAUGGUUUGGCCAUGUAUGAGCGCUGCCCACGAGCCGUGGAGCCUUUGUGGGUGGAAGGAGCAGGGCACAAUGACAUAGAGCUGUACGCGCAGUAUCUAGAGAGACUAAAGCAGUUCAUAGCCCAUGAGCUACCCAAUUCCUGAGAGCUUCCUAUGGUCUUACCUCAGUUACUGUGAAUGGCAGAAGCGACUAGUCUGAGAAGACAUGUCCACUAAGGUGCUGGGCAUCUCCUAACACUGCCCACAAGUAUCCUCCUGUGGGUUGGAUUAGUCUGGCCAAGGAUCCAGUUGCACCUGUCUUUUAUUUUUUUUUUAUUUUUUCAAUGAUUAAUCAGCUGCUGUAAUUUAAUCCCAGCCUUUUCAAGAUCCUGGAACCUCUGGGUUUGUUUUUUUCUGGAGCACUGUUUAUAUUCUGAAACUUGUUUACACAACACAAUUUUGAAGUAAUUGAAUCUUCUACUGCCAGUCAGUCUCACCACUACAGCUCUGGACCAGCUGGCUUUAUAAAUGCUCUUUUGGAUCUGACAUACGAUCACAGCAGAUAAUCCUUUUGUUCAUCACUGACUGACUGAUCUUUUUUUCCGUUCCUUUUUAUUUUAUGAAUUGAGGAGUUUUGCUUGUUUGGUAACCUGUUUAGAUGUGGUAUUGUGAUGGAUCCUGUCUUUAGAAAUAUCUUUAUCCCUUAGGGGGGUCUCAUGAUAAAUAUAUUUAUCCACAAUAAAUUAUUUCAAGAUAGUCAAUGUGAUUUUUGAAAACAGAAAUGGAUGGAAUCAUCAACUUACAGAUCAAUGUUUUCAAAAUCUAUUCAGCAGAUAUUUUGAAUUCCCUCUAAUGGGAUCUAAUUAUAAAUAAAAUGUAUUGUUAAAAUAAAUGUUAGUGUAUUAGAAAAUGCUCUAACCCCAGCAUUGCACACCCGAUGUCCCCUGAAAUUAUUAUUCCAUAAUGCAUUCCGAAUACAUUUCUUUCAAGUCAUUUCAACACUAGAACCUUUCUGUUUUUUUCUGUUUAUUUUUGUCCAGUACAUGAUAAAUGACUGCUCUGUUUUUUUAAACAACUAAGUCUUUUGUUAUGGUUUUUAUCCCUCCGUUGUUUUUUCUAUCAAAUGGUUUUUUAUAAUGUUUCCAAAGACAAGAGUGGUAUAUAAACAUUUAUGGAGAAAAUUGUAAACUAAUCAUUUUAGUUCUUGACUUUUUUUUCCUUCUUUAACACUGGAAAGGCACAAAUGAAACUCUUCAAGCUAACACUAAUUGGUGGGCCUGUAGACCCAGUCCUACCAGAAGAGAGAUAAACGCGGUGCGUUAACCUUAUGGCAGGAGAGGCAAUCUUUUCUGCUGUCAGAUGGGUUCUAGGAUACCUUACUUGACUGCCCUGUUGCAGAAAAAGGUUUGCAGCCAUGAAAUAUAUGACGAGUCUGGACUUUCUUUUUGUAAAAUGAACACAAUAUAUUAUGAUUUAUUUCUUGUUGCUUGAGGACAGUAAUAUGUUGGAAUAAAGAAUGCAUGGAAAGGAAAAA